AUGCAACCGCACAAGCAGCAAAUAGCUUGCGAUGUAAACAAACAAUCUCUCGGUUCCCGUUGCGGUUGCAGCUUCGAGCUAGGACUGGAGAAGGCUGUCCAAAACGCUGCCGGUUACAUCAAGCGGUCCACCGCGUCCCUCAUCGAUAACGGGCUGCUGACGGGCUACUUUGUUGCGAUCAGCACCAUGUCUGCCGAAGGCCGCAGCUUGUCUCUGGUCGACGCGCGCCGACUCGAAGAAGGGGGACACGUUCACACCCAGGAGCUCAGCGUGAGGAACAACACGACCGGUGAGACGUGCAACAUUGUGCGCACGUGGAUUCGUGUGCCGAUGACCAGCUCCGACGUGGGGCGGCUGGGGCGGCGUCUCGCCGAAUGACAGCGGCCGAAAGGAAAAUGGUCGUCCCUCUUGACGACUUCCUCUCCGUUACUUUCUGCCCCUCCUUCCUAUUCUCCGUGCGAGGGAUAUAACUGACCUGUUUGCGUGGUGGGGUUGUUUUUACGAGUCAAAUGCGUCGCUGCUGUUGUCGGUGAAUAAGAUCGUUUGGCACGUGUAUGCGCGUCGUAAGGAAUGAAACACGAAGAUGUGUGACCGCGUGUUGUGGUUCCUCUGUGUGAAUGUUGGUGGACGUGGUGUGAUCAUUGUUUACUACAAAGUCUACUGUCCGAAGCAUAUGUUAAAGGCUAUAGUGAAAGCUCGUUUUUGUUGACAGCAUGAUCCCUCCUUGUGAUUUGUUGUUCUUCCCCCUCGAUUCCACGCAAUGGUGUUGUUGUUGUAGUUGUUAAUUUUGUUGUUGUCGCCUUAACCUAGUAAUCGGCUUUUACCCAGUGAGUCUUUCUUUGUCCUCAAGGCAAAGAAAUGUCUAAGCUAACCCAUACAGCAGUAUUGGUCAGCCUGGCGCCUGGCUUGUUUCUUUACGGGUGGGUACGAUCAUCCCUCUCGCUAUGAGUGCUCCUCCUAUGUCGUCCUUAUGCGUACCCACGCGUGCGUACAGCCAUUCGUUCCUACCUAGGCUGACCCCCAUCAGCCUGUGCUGCUGCUCACGCAGCCGGUGGCAAUUCGAGGGCCUUAAGGUUUAGUAGUCCCCAUGCAGACGCAAGAAUUCUGCUUAGUUGUGUGUUUAGUACCCUGAUGUGAGGACCUUCGUGUAGUCACGUGCCAGUUAGACCAAGGAUUCCCGCUCUGUUGGCGUGGCGAAGGCUCGCGCGUAUGCUGUGUUGUGAUGUGGUCUACGGGUGAAGUAAGAGAACCCUCAAGACGGGCUACGGUGUUUUAGUGUGGUUGGUGUAUGAGUAUGUUCAGAGGACUCUGAGCGGGCCUCGGCCCGUCUGCCGUGGGCCUUAGCCAGGAAUAAAAAAUCCGAAUGUGUGUCAUCGGUGGUUCUGACUUAGUAGGCUGCAACUGAAACAGAGGGGAAUUGUUGGGGCGAUGCUCGCGUCACGAGUCUGAACCUUGCCAACAAUCGACAAGGCUGUACAUCUGGC
Molecule: messenger RNA, 1484 nt
Organism: Ectocarpus sp. CCAP 1310/34
Lineage: Eukaryota; Phaeophyceae; Ectocarpales; Ectocarpaceae
Source: the annotation of a GenBank genome assembly